This is a messenger RNA of Manis pentadactyla (Chinese pangolin), 1837 nucleotides long. It is a transcript of the gene IQANK1, whose product is annotated as IQ motif and ankyrin repeat containing 1. The record is from RefSeq and is a predicted model, not a curated record. Lineage: Eukaryota; Metazoa; Chordata; Mammalia; Pholidota; Manidae.
AUGUCAUUCCUGCCCCGCAGCCCGCCGCCCGCCCCCUGGGGGUGGCCACUUACCGGGAGCUGCCGCUGCGAGGGCGCCGGGUCCCUGGCGGGGGGUGCCUGUCGCCGGCGGGAGGAGGCCGCGGGCGGCCGCUGUUGGAAGGCGCCGGCCGGUGGCGGGGACGCGGGGAGCGGAAGGCAGCACGGCGCGCACCAGAGGCGGGCGGCGCCGGCUGGCGGGAUGCGCGUGCGGGGCGCCGGCUGCGGGCGGACCCCGCCCCCCGAACGCCGGCGCGUGCGCCCCGACCCCACACUCCCCUUUCUGGGCAGCAUCCGUUCCGGGGCGGGAACGCAGGCGGGCCCGGGGUGCGCUGACCUCGCGGCUGGCGGCGGCGAGCGGGAAGCCCGGGCGUGCAGGGAGGAGAGGAGGGGGCCGCGGAGGCCGUUUGGUGCUGGCAGGGAGACCAGAGGGCGCCGGUGUCUCCGUUUCGGGGGCGCGGGUGGAGGCUGGCGGGCCCGUCGCGGGCGACGGGGAGAGCCGAUUACUGCGGUCGGUGCCCUGCCCUCCAGCUUGCCAGGGUACCGCUCUCCUCCCGAGCCAAGCCCACGCCGAGCGCCUGACCGGUGUCGUCGGCCGCGGGUGGCCCCGCUGGUCGCGGUGGCCAGCGUGCUGCAGUCGUGGGACCUGCGCCUCACGGAGGCCAUGCGCCAGAGCAGGGAGGCCGAGCGGCAGCAGGCGGCGGAGGCGGGGAGGCGCGCGGCGGCCGGCGAGGCUGGCGGACGUGCGCGGGCCCGGCCGACCCGCCUUUCCCGCCGCAGCCCCGCCCUCAGGGUGCGGCAGCCGGCCGAGGAGCCCCAGCGGCGCCUCGCGGAGAUGGGCGGCCGGGGCGGAGCGGGGGACGCCGGCCGGCCCGGCAGCUGGCCCGCCGCCCGCAGCUGCAGCGCGCCUACUGCGAGCUCGGCCGGAGGCUCGCCGCGUGCGACCACUGCGGGCGCGGGUGCGCCCCCUCCCCGCGCGGGCGGGCGUCUCCCCUCCGAGCGGCCUCUGGGGGCGGCCGGGCCGCGGGCCCUCUCAGGAGUCCGGCCGGCCCUGCCACAGGCCGUCGAGGACGCCGAGGCCCAAGUGGUCAGGCUGCGGCUGGAGGCGCAGAGGGCCGAGGAGCCGCUGGCCGGGGCCGGGCUGGAGCUGCGGGAGCACGCCCAGGACGACGAGGAGGCGCCCGGGCUGAAACGCCAGGUUGGUGAGCUGCACGACGUGCUCAUGAGGGGCGUGGGCGACCGCAUCCGCUCCAACGGCCGACGGCCUCUUGUCGUCGAUCCUUCAGGCCAGGCGGCCACCUUCCUGCGUUACCAGGACACCAACUACGUGGACACGGUGAACCCGGACCACUUGCGGCCGGAGAGGAUUAGGCUGGCGCUGCUGGGGGCGCGCAGGUACUGGAAGCCGCUGGUGCUCCACCUGCGCGAGACGGAUUUAUUCCCGGUGGUGCCGCGGCAGCGGGAGGCGGGGCAGCCUGGCCUGGGGCAGGGGCUGCUGGGCCGUGGGCUGCUGGAGCCGGAGAGGUACCUGUCGCUGCUGCGGCCCCCCGACGGCCCCACCCUGUUCCAGGCAGCGCGCCGGGGGCACUUCCGCCUCUUUUUCGUCACCAAAGUGUGGUGGCCGCCGGCCGAGCAGCCACAGGUCCCGCUCCCGGUGCUCGUGCAGCCUCCAAGCCUCCGGGGGCCGCCCCAAUAAAGUUCGCUGGGUCCGCGACUGUGCGCGUCCUGCUGUGUGCACGCGCCUGGGGUGGGGCUGUGCGCGCGUCCACGUCCACGGCCCCAGCCGGCGGAGCCCCAGCUUCAGGCCCCGGUCUGCGGGC